Messenger RNA from Dermochelys coriacea (leatherback sea turtle), 503 nucleotides. Its product is annotated as protein unc-13 homolog A-like. The record is from RefSeq and is a predicted model, not a curated record. The coding region runs from base 90 to 368 and encodes 92 amino acids. Gene Ontology annotation, biological process: chemical synaptic transmission. Lineage: Eukaryota; Metazoa; Chordata; Testudines; Dermochelyidae. Gene Ontology annotation, molecular function: syntaxin-1 binding; calmodulin binding; diacylglycerol binding. The transcript has 4 exons. Gene Ontology annotation, cellular component: plasma membrane.
UGAUCAUCAAAGUAGGAAUAAACCUCAUCCUGUUGUAAUAGGAGUUUGAUUUUUUUCUUAGUAAUUCUUUAAAAUAAUCUUCUGCUUGAAUGGAACUUCUCUAUGUAAAAGUGAAAAAAGGACGGUUGAAUGGCGCUGCUGACACAUUUAAUACCUAUGUUGUUUUAAAAGUCCAAAAUCUAAAAAGCACCACAAUAAACAGAAAAGGAAGCGAACCUUGCUGGGAACAAGACUUUAUGUUUGAAAUCAGUGAUGUUGAAAAGGGCUUCAUGGUGGAGCUGUGGAAGAAAGGCUUGAUAUGGGACAAACUUGUAGGUACUUUAUGGAUUCCCCUAACAACUGUGGAAUAUGCAACAGAUGUAAGUUGACUUGCAGUGCAAAAAUGUUUUGUGUAAAAUCUGAUUAAAAACUUAUUUUCAGUCUCUCACCUACUGUAAUUACACUUAUGAUUAAUCAUAAAUGACAUCUCAGUUGCUUCAGGCCAUAAUACUGAGGCACAGUGC